CUUCUUUUUUUCUUUUCAGAUUUGAGAUGUGAUAGAUUGGUCUAAAAUGGCUGGGUUUUUAUCUCAAUAAGUUACCGGAGCCAUCCCAGAAAGUGGCCACCAGGCUUCUGGAAGGCUCAUAGCCCGGGGUGCUGCUGGCAGAGGGGAAACCCCAAUGGACUGCUCUUGAAAAUCUCCACGUGAACGAGGAGCACAGUGAAAACUCAGGAAACCCAACUCACAGGGCCGUUUCCCAGUGAUGAUCCUGCAGAAGUUGGUGAGAAGGGGUCGUUUCAAGGGAAGUCUCUACUCAGGAUCAUUUGGUGUAGUGCCUGAGACUAAAUCGACUGAGGAGAUCAAAAUGAUUCUCAACUCUUCUACCGAAGAUGGUAUUAAAAGAAUCCAAGAUGACUGCCCCAAAGCUGGAAGGCACAAUUACAUAUUUGUCAUGAUCCCCACGUUAUACAGUAUCAUCUUUGUGGUGGGAAUAUUUGGAAACAGCCUGGUGGUGAUUGUCAUUUACUUUUACAUGAAACUGAAGACGGUAGCAAGUGUUUUUCUUCUGAAUUUAGCACUGGCUGAUAUAUGCUUUCUGCUGACUCUGCCACUGUGGGCUGUGUACACUGCUAUGGAAUACCGCUGGCCCUUUGGCAAUUACCUAUGUAAAAUAGCUUCUGCUAGCGUCAGCUUCAACCUGUAUGCCAGUGUGUUUCUCCUCACCUGUCUUAGCAUCGAUCGCUACCUGGCUAUCGUUCACCCAAUGAAGUCUCGCCUUCGACGCACAAUGCUUGUUGCCAAAGUUACCUGCGUCAUAAUUUGGCUGCUGGCUGGCUUGGCCAGUUUGCCAGUUGUCAUUCACAGAAAUGUAUUUUUCAUUGAGAACACCAACAUCACGGUUUGUGCUUUCCAUUACGAGUCCCAAAAUUCCACCCUCCCCAUAGGCCUGGGCCUGACCAAAAAUAUACUGGGUUUCAUGUUUCCUUUUCUGAUCAUCCUUACGAGUUAUACUCUGAUUUGGAAGGCCCUAAAGAAGGCUUAUGAAAUUCAGAAGAACAAGCCAAGAAAUGAUGAUAUUUUUAAGAUAAUUAUGGCGAUCGUUCUGUUCUUUUUCUUUUCUUGGGUUCCCCACCAAAUAUUCACCUUUUUGGACGUAUUGAUCCAGCUGGGCAUUAUACACGACUGUAAAAUUUCAGAUAUUGUGGACACUGCCAUGCCCAUUACCAUUUGCAUAGCUUAUUUUAACAAUUGCCUUAACCCUCUUUUUUAUGGCUUUCUGGGGAAAAAAUUUAAAAAAUAUUUUCUCCAGCUUCUGAAAUACAUUCCCCCAAAGGCCAAAUCUCACUCAAACCUAUCAACAAAAAUGAGCACACUUUCCUACCGCCCUUCAGAUAAUGUAAGCUCAUCUGCCAAGAAGCCAACGCAGUGUUUUGAGGUGGAGUGAUAUGUUCAAAGCCUGUCUGUAAAGUGAUCUUGUGAAAGAAGGAGCCCGAAAAUCAUUCCUCUACAGUGCUUCACUACCAAAGCAGCAUUAGCUACGUGGAGUGGACUGCAGCUGCUUACCUAAAGCUCUGAACAAAAGCUUUGCUUUCCCUUUACAACAACAAACAAGAAGUCACAUUUUGCAUUAAAUAGGCAAUGGCCGCUCAAGAAUGUCAGAAACUGAAUGCUCGUGUUGACUGGAAAAUUUUACUGGCAGAAAUGGAAUCUCCCCAUUCUUUUCUCGUUCCAUUAUUUUUGACCUCCACAUAAAGGUGUUUAGAAUUUGUUAAACCGUCAGACAAGCAAACAGGAGAUCAGAGCUCAGGAUUAUUCUGCCCAGUUUCCAAUGGGAAUAAAACUUUUGUGUCUGCUUAGCUUUUAUCAACUGUGACCGACUUGUACCUGCUUCUACACAAUUUGUACAAAGACUCACUAAGCAAGAGUUACUAUAUUUCAGAACUUUCUGUGAAAUCCAGCCAGUGUCUUAAAGACUCACACUGCCAAAACAUUGCCAGCAAAGUGGCUUAUUUGUAUAAUGGUGUUACUGACAUCACACAUAAAAGUUAAACUACUUGUAAAGUUGUUACUCUGUCCCAGGUCUGUCUUCCUAGUCAUAUUAAUUUUAUUUCAUAGCUGAG
This is a messenger RNA of Fukomys damarensis (Damara mole-rat), 2096 nucleotides long. RefSeq names its product angiotensin II receptor type 1 (gene Agtr1). The transcript has 4 exons. The record is from RefSeq and is a predicted model, not a curated record. The coding region runs from base 239 to 1420 and encodes 393 amino acids. Gene Ontology annotation, cellular component: membrane. Gene Ontology annotation, molecular function: angiotensin type II receptor activity. Gene Ontology annotation, biological process: regulation of vasoconstriction; G protein-coupled receptor signaling pathway; immune response. NCBI's taxonomy places the organism in Eukaryota, Metazoa, Chordata, Mammalia, Rodentia, Bathyergidae.